CCAUACAGCCGUUCUCCAACUGGUGCCGACGUCACAUGACACAGUGGGCAAAUCCUGAGCUUCUCAGUUGCCACUUGCCACCUGAGGUGUCGUGGACGUUGGAGUAAUAGGUUGUGCUGACACUCGGUCGUUAACUCUCUCACAACUAUGCCGGCUUCACCAAGCUCAACUAAUGUAGGGGCAGUUGCACGGUCCCCAUCACGAACAGUGUCUCCCCGCAGUGGAGGUGGAUCUGCAGGGGGCUCUACAGUAAGACAACGUAAGGCUACAACCACUACCUCUGGUCGGAGUACAGCAUCCACUGGGGGCAUGUGGCGGUUCUACACAGAUGAUUCUCCUGGCAUCAAAGUUGGCCCUCUGCCAGUGCUGGUCGGAUCCCUAGUGUUCAUAGCCACAGUCUUCAUGCUUCACAUCUGGGGCAAGUACACCAGAGCUUAACCAAUAGGCAGUGGCACAGCAUCUUGAAGCACCCAUUGCCUCCCAGAAAUGGUCUUCAUUAGUUCAUUGUGGUUAUCCAGAUUUUGAAGGCUUUUGACUUCUUGGGUUUGUAUUUGAAAGGAAUGGUUACUAGAUCUUCUGGUUAUAUAACUGAAGAACCACCUACUUUGCAGACUUGGAUAUACAGUAUUCCACAUCAAGGUAAUCAUAUGUUGAUCAUUCCAAAGACGUGGUGCAAGUGAUGGAAGUUUGUUAAUUAAGGGUUAGUGGAAAAUGUUUUCUAUAAUAAAUCUAUAUGAAAUA
Messenger RNA from Homarus americanus (American lobster), 741 nucleotides. RefSeq names its product protein transport protein Sec61 subunit beta-like (gene Sec61beta). Bases 148 to 438 code for a protein of 96 amino acids. Gene Ontology annotation, biological process: intracellular protein transport. Lineage: Eukaryota; Metazoa; Arthropoda; Malacostraca; Decapoda; Nephropidae. Gene Ontology annotation, cellular component: Sec61 translocon complex. The record is from RefSeq and is a predicted model, not a curated record. The transcript is spliced from 3 exons.